CCUUCAAACCCUGAAAUAUUCACAGCUAAAAAUUUGAAGCAAAAACCUCGCAAAGAAGUCUACUCUGUAUUGAAUUCUCUGUUACCAAAAUGAAUAGCAGCGGCAAAGAAUCACAGCCUCUUUACCCCUCUAUCCCCUCUCCUACUGAAGUAGACACAAACCCUUUCCAUCAAACAAACGCACAGGAAAAACAGCCACAGGUGCAAUCUGCAGCUGCAGCUGCAUCAUCAUCAUUGCCUCCCCCUCCUCCACAACCGUCUGAUCACAAUUCUGAGAAAUGGGGGACUCAUAUCAUGGGAGCACCAGCUGUUCCCACAUGUCAUCCAGACAACAAGAAGGCAGCCUUGUGGGGUGCUGGUGACGAGGCUCAAUACUUCCAUCAUCCAUAUCUCCAAUACUCCCCUGUAGAAAAAUCAAGCAAUAGCCCUAUGGAAUCCAUGCUUCAAGUCUUCAACUCCUGGAGCCACAAAGCGGAGACCAUGGCCAACAAUAUCUGGCACAAUCUUAGAACUGGAUCAUCUGUAUCUGGAGCUGCCUGGGGGAAGAUGAACCUGACAGCAAAAGCACUAACAGGAGGUGGAUUCGAAUCUCUUUACAAGCAAACAUUUGCGACUUCCUCAAAUGAGAAGCUGAAGAAGACAUUCGCCUGCUAUUUAUCCACUUCGACUGGACCAGUUGCUGGAACUCUUUAUCUAUCCAGUAUUCAUGUAGCUUUCUGCAGUGAUCGCCCCUUGUCAUUCACUGCACCUUCAGGCCAGGAAGCCUGGAGCUAUUACAAGGUAAUGGUGCCGUUGAGCAAAGUUAGCAUCAUCAACCCUGUAAUCAUGAGAGACAAUCCAUCAGAGAAAUACAUCCAGAUUGUUACAGUGGAUGGACAUGAUUUCUGGUACAUGGGUUUUGUUAAUUACGAGAAAGCAUCCAAGCAUCUCUCUGAGAGUCUGUCCAAUUUUGUAGCAUCUGGGAUUGCUGUUCAACCUGCGCCUGUUGCAUAAAGAGGGACUAUAUACAUUUACAGGAUUCUUCAUAUUACAGGGAUUUUUUUUUUAUUUUCGAAAUUUCACUUGGAUCUCUCUUUGGCAAGAGAUUUUAUCAUCUGUUUCAGCUGUCCUGGACUUGUUUUAUUGUACCAUUUUUGUAAAAUAAAAUGAAACAUCUCGUAUUCCGGUC
This is a messenger RNA of Durio zibethinus, 1167 nucleotides long. RefSeq names its product GEM-like protein 5. The record is from RefSeq and is a predicted model, not a curated record. NCBI's taxonomy places the organism in Eukaryota, Viridiplantae, Streptophyta, Magnoliopsida, Malvales, Malvaceae.